GGCCGGCUAUACACGAGCUUGAUCCUCUCCGCAUACCAACAACAUGUCCGUGGCACGAGCAGCGCUGCUCGUCCGUCCAAAGCCAGCAGCAACACAUAUCCUGCAACGGAGAUUCGCAUCCCAUGACAGUCAUUCGCACGAGCACCACGACGAGCACCAGGAUGCCACGCAAUACCCGCGCGAAGCUGGCUUCAACACUCCUUUCUGGCGCAAUACAUUCCUGCUCUCGCUCGCUGUAGUUGGGUUUUAUAAAUACGCCCCGGCGCCCGGUGAAGAUGUCUAUCUCACGCGGUACCUUGCUCAUUACGGGACACCUAGUGAAAUCUGGGCUAGAAUCAACGAAAAGCACUUGCUUUUGUCGCAGCAGAUCUCGGACAAUACGAUACUGCAGACGGAUGCAAAAAGACCCAAUCUGCAUCGGUAUAGACACCCUCAAUCCUUAGAUGCGGGCUCGUCGCAUCUGCAAUCAGUGGGAACUGGUGUCGACAUGAGCUCUGUUACUGUGAAGACGGCGAGCGAAUAGACAAGUAGACGCGAAGGUACUCAUUAGAAGGAUAGUCUGCAGUCGGGUCUAGAGGGAGUGGUGGACAUGAACAAUACCGUACUUGUUUUCCAUCUGGAGCGCUGCUGCACAGACAGGGCAGUCAGAAUAAUGUGACAUGCGUUUGUUUGCUUAGA
Molecule: messenger RNA, 678 nt
Organism: Serpula lacrymans var. lacrymans S7.9
Lineage: Eukaryota; Fungi; Basidiomycota; Agaricomycetes; Boletales; Serpulaceae
Exons: 3
Coding region: 44-523 (159 amino acids)
Cellular component (GO): mitochondrion
Source: RefSeq, a predicted model, not a curated record